UUGGAGCAUACUAGGCAAAUGGGCCUUGCCGUGAGUCGUGGUGCAACAGUGACCUCGAUGGGCAGGGCAAUGGUCAGAUACGAGUCAACACCAAAGAUGACUGUAAGCACUCAAAAAAGUUUACCACGCUAGGGCGAUGUCAGCAAUGCCGACAAACAUGGUUUAUGAUGAUAUUGGUGGUCUGAAGCUUUAGAUCGUCGGGGCUGCUCUCAUUCGUUCAAUUUGCCAGUGAGCCCUUCCAUUCUACUGCUGCUCAUUAUUAUCAUAUGAAGGAGGUGUACUUCCAUUACAAUACUCCUGACGUGUUUCAUGAAAUGUCUAUGAGCUGGAACAUGUAUAUCCUUUCAAGUUCACUGAUGUGGUUACCACUACAACACACGUCCCUCCAAGGACCAAGGGUGGGCAUGAUCUUCUACAAGUUUUCGGUGAUGUACGUCGUGAAGCGGGACGGGCGGACGGAGACGGUGCACUUCGACAAGAUCACGGUGCGGCUCAAGAAGCUCAGCUAUGGGCUCAGCCAGGAGCACCGCGACCCCGUGCUCGGUCUGCGUCAGGGUAUACAUGGGCGUCACCACCAGCCAGCUCGACGAGCUCGCCGCCGAGACCGCCACCCCGGUCACUGCCUCCCAGCCAGACUAUGCCUCCCUCGCGGCGAGGAUUGUUGUGUCCAACCUGCCGCCAAGUGGAAAUAG
This is a messenger RNA of Triticum aestivum (bread wheat), 692 nucleotides long. RefSeq lists its product as uncharacterized. The record is from RefSeq and is a predicted model, not a curated record. The transcript is spliced from 5 exons. Bases 267 to 692 code for a protein of 141 amino acids. Lineage: Eukaryota; Viridiplantae; Streptophyta; Magnoliopsida; Poales; Poaceae.